Molecule: messenger RNA, 435 nt
Organism: Olea europaea var. sylvestris
Lineage: Eukaryota; Viridiplantae; Streptophyta; Magnoliopsida; Lamiales; Oleaceae
Exons: 3
Coding region: 1-435 (144 amino acids)
Source: RefSeq, a predicted model, not a curated record
AUGUAUUGCGAUGGGAGGAUGAUACACAUGGAGUCUUCUCUGUUCGGAGUGCAUAGGAGUCUUUUCGACUUCACUGCCCUAGGACAUGCAUUUAUCCUUUGGUUAGCAAUUCAAGGUGGCAUCUAUACACAGACAAAGCUUCUUAGCUUUGUGGAGGAUCUGGAUCAUCUUUUCUUUGCUUGCCCAUUUUCUGAGCGUGUUUGGAAUGCUCUGCAUGCGAAGUGUAACUUGCCUUGGGUCCAACGGAGUUGGCUAGACACUCUUUCUUGGAUGGAACAAUUUCGAGGGAGGUCAAUAUCCUCCAUUGUUAUUCAGUUAAUAUUUGUGGCUUCGAUUUAUGCUAUUUGGCAUGAACGCAAUGCUUGGACCCAUGGAGAGGCUCCUAAAAAUGAGUCUACUGUUAUUCAAGAUAUUGUUUUUACUAUUUGUGCAUGA